This is a messenger RNA of Peniophora sp. CBMAI 1063, 1818 nucleotides long. NCBI's taxonomy places the organism in Eukaryota, Fungi, Basidiomycota, Agaricomycetes, Russulales, Peniophoraceae. The record is from the annotation of a GenBank genome assembly.
AUGACUGCUGCCCUGUCGUCCCGCCUCGUUCGACUUACCCUCGGAACUGUACUCGCGGUGCACUACGCAUCCGCGGCUCUCCAUCAAGAAGUCACUCGAGGACUCUUAGACCGGCCCUUUGACUACGUUAUUAUUGGUGCGGGAGCGGCUGGCGCCGUACUGGCUAAUCGCCUGUCAGAAGACGCACGCUCGUCUGUGCUGCUGAUUGAAGCUGGCUCUAGUGACUACGAGAAUGUCAAGAUUGAAGUACCACAGGACGGAUUUGAGCUUGCAAAUACGAUUUUCGACUGGAACUUCACAACAGUCCCACAACCUGGGUUCAAUGGUCGCGCGCUCAACUAUCCCCGCGGCCAUGUUCUAGGAGGUUCAACUGCUAUAAACCUCAUGGACUACUGUCGUGGCUCUAGAGACGAUUACGACAGAUGGGCAAACAUCACCGUGGAUCAUGGAUGGACUUGGGAUGCUCUAUUCAAACACAUGCUCGACUUGGAUGUAGUCACCCCUCCGGUCGAUGGUCACAACUUCAGCUUCCAAUUUGACCAAUCUGUGCAUGGAACGACAGGACCUUUAAAGAUCAGCCUUCCACAAUCGCUCCUGGCGGUCGAUUUCAUAGGCAUGAACGCGUCCGCGGAACUUUCGAACGAGUUCCCAUUCAACAGAGACUUCAACUCAGGCGAUCCUAUCGGUAUUUCAUGGGUGCAAUCGACCAUAUUCGAAGGAGCACGGUUCAGUUCUGCGUCUGCCUUUAUUGCGCCCGCCUUGCAGCGCCGGAAUCUCGACGUCGUCGUUAACACGCUGGCUACGAAAUUGAUUCCGACGGGACAGAGAGGGACACCGGACGUGCGCACUGUUGAGGUUCUGAACUCAAGGACAAACGAGACCUUCCACGUAACGGCCAAGGCGGAGCUUAUCCUAUCCGCGGGUGCGGUGAAGUCCCCGCAUCUUUUGCUUCUUGCGGGCAUCGGCGAUGCGGCCUACCUAUCCUCUAUCGGCGUCACUCCUCUCGUGCAUCUCCCAGAUGUCGGUCAGAACCUACAAGAUCACGUCUUCCUGCCGGUCUCUUGGAACGUGUCAUCGAACGAUACGCUCGAUAACAUCCGCCUCAAUGCAUCGUUCGCGGCCGAGCUGUUCGGAGAAUGGAACACUACCCGUACUGGUCCAUUGGCCGAUGGGCCCGCCAAUGUGUUUGGUUGGCUGCGCGUUCCCGACAAUUCAAGCAUCUUCUCAGGAACCAUCGAUCCGAGCGCAGGUCCCACGAGCGCACACUUUGAGUUCAUCCUCUCAGAUAGCUUCGUGAGCAAAGUUCAGGCAUCUCCCGCCGAAGGCCAUUUCGUGACGAUCAUCGUGAACUUGAUCUCGCCUGCGUCGCGCGGCAACAUCACCCUGGCGUCGCUCAACCCGUUUGACAAGCCUCUCAUCAACCCUGAUUUCCUGAGCGCGCCGAUUGAUGUCAAGAUCCUGCGCGAAGGAAUCAAGGCCGCCCGGCGCUUCGUCUCGGCACCGUCAUUCGCAGAUUAUAUCGUAGCCGAAUUCGGAGACUUCGCGGUCGCGAAGACCGACCAGGAAAUUGAGGCAUUCGCUCGCGCCAAUGGCGACACCGUCGACCAUGUUGUCGGGACAGUGCCCAUGGGCCGCGCGGGGUGUAUGGAUGCCGGAUGUGGCGCAUUGAACCCCGACCUGACGGUCAAGGGCACGAAGGGUCUGCGCGUCGUGGAUGCUUCAGCUUUCCCAUUCAUCACUUCGGGUCACACUCAAGCCGCUGUGUAUAUACUUGCUGAGCGUGCCGCCGACCUCAUAAAAGCCUCGAGGCCGCAUUGA